Molecule: messenger RNA, 4247 nt
Organism: Pygoscelis adeliae (Adelie penguin)
Lineage: Eukaryota; Metazoa; Chordata; Aves; Sphenisciformes; Spheniscidae
Gene: TOLLIP
Product: toll interacting protein
Exons: 7
Coding region: 118-963 (281 amino acids)
Biological process (GO): ubiquitin-dependent protein catabolic process
Cellular component (GO): cytoplasm
Molecular function (GO): ubiquitin conjugating enzyme binding; ubiquitin binding
Source: RefSeq, a predicted model, not a curated record
UCAGCUGACUCGGGAGCCUCGCGCUGAGUGACGGUUAGCGGCGACCGUUGGAGCGGUAACGGUAGCGACAGCGGCCUGGCGGGGCGAAAGGAAGGGUCUCGGCCCGAGGGAGACGCCAUGGCGACCACCGUCACUACUCAGCGGGGCCCGGUAUAUGUUGGUGAGCUUCCUCAAGAUUUUCUUCGCAUUACCCCAACCCAGCAGCAACAGCAAAUCCAGCUGGAUGCCCAGGCAGCUCAGCAGCUACAGUAUGGAGGACCAAUGGGUACAGUAGGAAGACUCAGCAUUACUGUAGUACAGGCAAAAUUGGCAAAGAACUAUGGAAUGACUCGCAUGGAUCCCUAUUGUCGAAUACGGCUGGGGUAUGCUGUGUAUGAAACUCCAACAGCACAUAAUGGAGCCAAGAACCCCCGCUGGAACAAAGUUAUUCAGUGCACUGUUCCCCCGGGCGUGGACUCUUUCUAUCUAGAGAUAUUUGAUGAGCGGGCCUUUUCAAUGGAUGACCGCAUCGCUUGGACACACAUUACAAUUCCUGAGUCUCUGAAGCAAGGAAAUGUGGAGGAUGAAUGGUAUAGCCUGAGCGGAAGGCAGGGUGAUGACAAGGAAGGAAUGAUUAAUCUGGUUAUGUCGUACACGUCUUUGCCAGCUGCCAUGAUGAUGCAGCCCCAGCCAGUGGUCCUGAUGCCCACUGUAUAUCAGCAAGGAGUUGGAUAUGUGCCUAUAGCAGGGCUUGAGUACUUUGCUCUGGGGAUGCCUGCAGUCUGUAAUCCAGGCAUGGUACCAGUGGCAAUACCACCUCCUGCGGUCAACCCUCAGCACCUGUGUAACGAAGAGGACCUGAAAUCUAUCCAGGACAUGUUUCCCAACAUGGACAGGGAAGUAAUCCGCUCAGUGCUAGAAGCUCAGAGGGGGAACAAGGAUGCAGCUAUCAACUCCUUGCUUCAGAUGGCUGAAGAAUCAUAGAACCCCACUUUCUGCAUAGUCCCCGUCCUCGAUGCCACUUAUUUUUACUUGCCAAGCCAGGGAUUUAGCUAGAGGAAGAAUUUCCCAACAGCUUUCUGUUAGCGCAUCCUGUGUGAAAGAUGUACCCCUUUUCUCCUUGGACGUUUAGAUCUUUUUCACUUUCUUUCUCAGUCUGUACAUACUCAGUUUAGCUUAUGUCCUACAAUACAGCGUUGAAGCAUCUUUACUGUCAGCUGUGCCCUGUGUGGCUGUAUUCUGAUGGGGUGGGGAGUAAUGCUGCUUUUUUUUUUUUCUUUCUCUCCCCCUUUUCAUAAACUUGUUCUUACAAAGUAACUCUAUGCAGUACAGGAUUUACUACUGUUUGUUAGAUUGAAAAAAAAUUUUUUUCCAUGGAGGGUUUGCUCUUUAAACAUAACUGAUUUGUUAAAGUAUUUAGGUUUCAUCAAGGAGCCUAUUUCUGCCAGAAAUUAAAAGAAAGACCCUUUCCUUGUUCUGUGGUGUUUAGUUAUUGCUGUGAUAUAUUCAACUGUUUCUGAUUGAAGACUCUUAAUUUAAUAAGGUAAAUUUCUUAGGUUGCGCUGUUGGUAUUUGUAAUGAGCAUCUUCUAGUCAAUCUAGUCAUCGGGCACCAAAGCAAUAUAUUAUCUGACGUGCAUUUGGGGCUUUAUCUUCCCAUAAAGCAUUGUUACGUAUCUGUAAAAUCUUAACAGGUAACUUUUAACAAGUACAGUAUGUAUUGCUGUAGCAGAGAACAGGACUGAGCCCUAAUGUACUUCUACAGCUAAUUGCACUCUAGCUGCUACUUCUGCAUUCCCAUGGCUAUUUCAAAGGAUAAGUGCAGAAGGAAAGAUUUUUAUACCUGGAAAAUUACUGAAGCCGUAAACAAUUACUUAAGGUGUUGUCUUACCUUAAAAAAGCAGAAAUCUAUGAUCUGGUUAUAAGGCUUCUUUCUUUACACCUAUAUUUCAGCAAAAUUAUCAGUUUAUAUCAGUGAAAAAACUAUUGUAUUUUUUCCUGUAAUCUGAAAUAAGAAGUACGAAAGGUAGCUUCAGAAUCUUUGAAUGGCAUUAUGAGUUGCUCAGUUACUUGUUAGAUGACGGUUGCUGUAGUCAAUUUAUUAUUUUUUGAUGCAGAUGGAAAUAAAUUCUUUGUGAGAGAAAAUUUAACAUAUCUGAGUUAUAGUCUGAUCCUCAGAGGAGGUUGGAGGUUGCUUGUAUUUAUUGUUAGUGUUAUUUUUUCAGAUAACAGUUCAUCUUGGAGCUGCAGAAUCUUACAGUAUGCACCAGUUACACCUGUUGGAUAAAUUUCCAUGGUGUCUGAUUUUGCAGCUGGUAAAGUAAUGCACUUUAAAUAGUAUGCACCAGUUUAUUUUUUCCAGUGAUGUGCAAUGUUGCUGUUUUAUCUUUUUAAUGUUUGAUUUCAAAUGCUUUCUACAAUAGCCAUAGACCUUUAUAUUUUCAAGAGUUGGAAUGAAUGUACACUUGAAAUCUAGGCUCUUGAGUGAUUCAUGAGUAUAUUAAAGCCAGGUUUGGAAUAGGGGAAAGGGACGCGUAUUCUCUUCUUCCCCAUACUUUGUUUCAUGUUUCACACUUAAAAUAUUUUCCUUAUUAUCUGCUGAAAAGCUGAUCUUAUUUUAUUUUUUCCCCCCACCUACAUUCAAGAAGCCUUUAGGUAGCACUGGCAGUAGAGCAUGAAUAUUUAUUUUUUAUGAUUAAAAGUGAUACUGAAACUUUUAAAAUACAGCACCAAAAAUUAUCCCAGUUUCUGACCUUUUAAAGCUGUCUUUUCAUAACAUACGAUUUUAAGUUUUGUUAUGAAUCCCUUACCAUCUUAAAUUUACCGUUGAAAGCGUGUCUUUAUACAUCCUCCAAUUGGCUUUUCAAUAAUGAGAUUCAAGGCUAUAGUUUCUGUGUGCUUUAGUUGUAGAGUCACCACGUUUUUAUUUUCUAAAAUAAAAUAGGUGUUCAUCAAGAAACUAGUCUUGCCCCUUCCCUACAGUCAUGGUAAAUUUUGUGAUUGAGUAGGUGUAGAGGCAUUUGGUUUUUAUAGCACAGUGAUUUGUGACAUCGCCACCCAAAAGGGUAAAUCUUGGUAAGGAUUUAAUGCUUAGAUACCUGCAGGAAGAGUCCCUUGAUCUAACUUUUACACAGAUAGCAUGAAUUGCUAGGGAUGGAACAAUUCAGGGAAAAUGUAUAUAUUUAAAUUUUUAUAUUAAAACGUUGGGAUCCAUAAUACAGCUUUUUAUAAAAGCAAGUGGUCAUGGUUCAACUUAAUGGCUGGUAAAUUGUACUGCAUCCUAUUACAGCUCAAUUUCAAGCACAGAAUAAACACCUUUCAAUCCUCACCACCAGGAGGGGUAAGUGUGAAUGUUAGGUUAGCCAGGUUGAUUAAUAAACAAGGCUCUGGGCCUCUGGCGGAGGAAAAUUCUGUUCCUAGAAUUUUUUUGUUUUGUUCUAGCAAAUGUUACACAAAACAGGGUAGAUGUAUGAGUUGAAGGUGGGAUAUGUAGGAGCAGUAUGGCCAGUAGAAGGAUUUCAGCAUUUUACACUAUACUUAAAUAUUGUUCUGGGGAUUUUUGUCUUGAUUUAAUUUAAGCAUUGUAGGUGAAACUCUUAUGUCAAGAUGUGCUACUUUAUCUUGUUAAAAAGAACAAAACACUGAUCAUAAGCCUACUCAGCUUUUCAGCAUACAUAUCCUCUCAGUCAAACUGUUCAUUGUCAGGUUUGAAUUGGAGAGAUGAAAAAAGGCAGGGAGUGUUUAGGUAUUCUAGGGUCUGUGAAAUUAAGAUAUUGCAACUGAAAGUCUGUUUCUUGAUUUAAAACAAAUAAAUUGUCACUCAUGAUUGUAGCUUUUGACAAAAUACUAAUGGGAUAAUACUGUGUUUGAUGCUGCUCUUCUGCUCAACAGCUUCAAGCAGCUUGGAGCCAAAGCCAGCUGUGUAAGACUGGCAUCUGCUAAAAGUUAGUGCUCUUAGUACUAGUUUGAGUCCUGCCAAGAGCAUAACUUGCUAAAGGUAGGAACUUUUUUUGUCUAGCUAGAUAGAUUCUUGCUACUUUCUUCUCUACUGCUCUUUGCAUCUGCUGAUGGUACUGAAUGUUUUUUCCCUUACAAAUGUUAUUGCUUGUUUGGUUGAUAUGUAAUACCGUACAGAGGAUGUUUUUUGCUGUAAUAAUUCUGAAGACAUUUUUUCUCUGUAUUGAGGUCCAGUGUCCAAAUGUGUUUCUUGCACUCUAAAGUACAUUAACUUUUUCAUUCUAAUUUAAUAAAUGUAUCAUCUAAAUGAAA